UACGCGUUUCUCGGUCUCGGUAAGGGACGCACGUUUCUUUCGAAGCAUUUGUGCAUCUUUGUUCAAAUUUUCAACAGUUUUGUAGUGAAUCGGGCGUGUAGGAGUACGGGAGACGCCAGCUAGAAGGCCGGCGGUUAGUUCCGCAUCAGGUUGAAUACAGUGUGUGUGUGUGUGUGUGUGUGAGCAGGUGCCGGUGAUCUAGUGCAGGGGGAAGCAACUGACCGCCCGUAGCUGGCCGUCGCGGCAAACCCAGGAUUGGCCCACUUCGGAUAUUUACUCGACAUUCGACGCAGGUACAUAACCCAACAGCGUACAUCUAAUCAACAACAACAACAACAACAGAAAGGAGGAAUGCCUCAGUGAUACGCACAACUGCAGCAGAAUUAGCAGGAAUAACCGAAAAGAUAUUCAUUCUUAGCAACAUCAUCAUCGUCAGCAGCAGCAGCGAACCCAGAAUUCCGAAUAAAAAAAGGCCGUUUAUCGAUUGACUGUGCGAGCAAAAGCGCAAAGGCGAGUCGGGGCGUUAGUGAAAACAUCCGCAAUCUCUCCUUCUCGAGUACUUUCUCGAAUCGUUUGACGUCGCAUCUUCGGAUAUUCGCCGAUCGACUAUCGGUUGUGCGCUGAAUUUGCAUGUGAGCCUGUGUGCUACUAGCUUUUGACGUGUGGUUUCUUCGUGUUGUGACAAACUCUGGCGCAUCUAAACAUAGAUUAAGUUAGCUGUAGGCCGUAACAUCCUUGUAGGCUUGUCGUAUCGCUGGUUAAUAUCGACACGAUGUCGAAUAGCUAUUUCGGUUUUACGACGGGCGCCAACCAGUACGGUAAUGGUACUGGUUACACAGCGGCGUCCACAGCGACGGGAUAUGGCCAGCCGAAUCAGCAAUAUGGCCAGCAAAUGGCACCUCAGCCACGGACACCGUACACAGGCCACCCCGGAUACGAGCAACAGGCUUAUCCUCAACAGGCGUACUCACAGCAGAACCAGCGCGCUUACGAGGCAGCGAAACAGCAACCACCCCAGGCCAACUAUUAUUCACAAAGUUAUGGUCACCCUACACAAGCGGAGCCAAACUCACAUUAUGCUCAAACGAUAGCCAAGCCGUAUCAGCCAUCGGCGUCAAGUUAUUCAGCUCUGCGUACGGUAACCCCGGCCUCAGCGCCGGCGCCCACACCAAAAAGCUACUCGGUCUACUCGUCGCAGGCGUCCGGCUACGGCUCAACGUAUCAAGCAGCUGCAGCUGCUGCGGCAGCUGCGCCGCAUGCCAACAACAAACAGGUUCCACAGGCCAGCUCAAAUUGGACAGCGGCUCUAUAUGCUGCCGCUGCUAAUAUCCCGUCGCAGACUGUCGCUGGCGCCAGUGGCGGAAGUGCCACGCUCAACCGAAAACCUGGUUUAGGAAUUAAGCCUCGACCAAAAAUGCCGCCGAAACCGCAGCAACUUCACUACUGUGAGGUGUGUAAGAUCAGCUGUGCCGGUCCACAAACCUACAAGGAACAUUUGGACGGUCAGAAACACAAAAAGAAAGAGGCUGCCGCCAAAACCGGAGCUCAGCAACCUGCGGAACCUGCCGCAGGCACAAGCAAGGACACCGCGGGUACAUCGGCCAAGUCAGGCCGCCCUGUGUCACAUGGGACGUCGCUUCGUUGUGAACUAUGCGAUGUGACAUGCACGGGCGCUGAUGCAUACGCUGCUCAUAUUCGCGGUGCCAAGCACCAAAAGGUGGUGAAACUCCAUACGAAGUUAGGAAAACCAAUUCCGUCGACGGAUCCCGUUAUCCUUUCAGGAACCCGCGUUGCGAAAAAAGGAGAUGAGGGUGGUGAGGAGAAAAAGCUCACGUUGCAAGAUAUCGUUGACCAGGAUGUUCAGCCUGUAGGUCAGGACUAUAUAGAGGAACUGCGAAAUAACGAGGGCAAGGUCAUCUCGUUCCAGUGCAAACUAUGCGAUUGCAAGUUCAGCGAUCCGAAUGCAAAAGAGAUGCACAUGAAAGGUCGGCGCCAUCGGCUUCAGUACAAGAAGAAGGUGAACCCCGAUCUCGUAGUUGAUAUUAAGCCGUCGAUGAGACGCGGUAUGACUGGUCGACACUUUCGUGAACGCGAGGAGUUGGACUGGCUAGGUCCGCCCAUGGGUCCUGACAUGAUGAGCAUGAUGUGGGCGCGACUGCGGGGAGCGCCGCCACCAAUGAUGAUGAUGAUGGUACCAUUCCGAAGGCCAGACACACCUGAUGAUCGGCAUAUACUUGCUAAGCACUCAAAGAUCUACCCACCAGAGGAGGAGCUGGCUCGUAUCCAGAAGAUUGUCGGCCAUACUGAGAAAGCACUGAAAGGAGUCAGUGAUAAGUUGGCUGGCACACUUGAAGAAGCUCAAGAAAGCAAAACAAAAGAGGCUGCCUCCACUGGGGCUUCAAGUGCAGCGCAAAGCGGCCCGGCAGAAGGCAAAAAGGAAGAAACGGCUGCUAACCCAGCCACAGACGAUGUUCCACCUCGGCAACUUCGCGGCGUCAUGAGAGUGGGCUAUUUGGCCAAAGGCCUGUUGCUAACCGGAGACACUGAAGUAGGCCUUGUCGUGCUCUCCGGCGACAAGCCUACGAAGAGUCUACUCCAGCGCGUAGCCGAUUUCCUGCCUGAGCAGCUGGAAAAGGCUGCCCUGAGCGAUAAGCCAGCUCCGUCACCUGCGGUAACCGCAGAAGGCGCCGACGGAACGACAGCCCCUGCUGAGCCUAAUAAGUACACGGUAAUGGCUGACCCCGAUGAAGCGGCAAUAUAUGUGCGCACAGUAAACCAUACACCUCAGUUGAGCGUCAAAGUGACAUUGACCUCGCCGGUUAUGCGAGCUGACGACAAGGACGCGAAGACCGAUCCAGCCGACGUACUCAGCCGUGAGAAGUGUCUAGCAGCAUUGGCCGACCUUCGGCAUGCAAAGUGGUUCCAGGCACGUGCCAGCAGUCUACAGUCCUGCGUGAUGCUUGUCCGCAUCUUUCGGGACCUCUGCCGCCGUCUACCAACCUGGGCGAGUAUGGAGAUGUGGCCAUUAGAACUGCUCAUCGAGAAAGUAAUUGUGUCAGCGGAAAUGCCCCUGCAUCCUGGCGAUGCCCUACGGCGAGUCCUUGAGGCUAUUGCGUUCGGCAUCCUGCUUCCAGGAGGAACUCCAGGACUAUACGAUCCCUGUGAAAAGGCACCGACAGAUGCUUUAGCAUCACUAAGCCCCCAGGCCCGUGAAGAUAUCACGGCGAGCGCACAGCACGCCUUGCGCCUGAUCGCCUUCCGUCAGAUCCACAAGGUACUCGGCAUGGAACCGCUGCCACCACCGAAGUUCAAGCAAAACAGUCACUUCAACCGAAAGAGGCGGUUGGACAACUCGAGUGAAUCAGGCGAGGCUGACGGAAAGAAGGACAAAAAGGACCAGAGUCAGGACGAAGCAAAGGCCGCUGCUGGAAGUGUUGUUCCUAAACCUACCGAAAGUUUAGAGACGUCAACCACAGGAGCCGUCUCAGCUACGCCAGCUGCAUCCUCAGUUACGAAUGCUGCACCGAAAACCAACGAGUUCGCCAUGGAGAUGGCAGGACAUUUUAAAGGGAAUGCUUCUGGUGAUGGCGUAAUACAAACGUUUGCCGAAAAGAUGCUGAAAAAAAUGGGCUGGACAGAAGGCAAGGGUCUUGGCAAAAACGAAAGCGGAAUGAAGGAUUUCAUUAAACCAAAAAUGAAAUUCAACACUAAAGGCAUCGGCUUUAUGGGUGUCGAUAAUAAGUGGGUAGCCCAUCAGGAGCAUUUUAAUGACCUUUUGAGGAGUCUUAAUAAAGGAGAAAAGUCAAACCAGCAGCAGGAAACGGCCUGUCUUACAUCUGAAUCGAAACUGCGGGGACGCACCAAAUUCUACUCAAAAAUGAUCCGUGGCAAGGAUCUAUCGAGCCGAAGUGCGAACGAGCUCAGUAGUAUUAUUGUACCACUGUCGAAAAAAGAUGACGUUCAAAAGCCUGAAACCUCAAAACUUCCCUCUGAAAUAGAAGAUGGACUACUGAAGGCAUCGAAGAUAUCAAUGAAUGACUAUUUUGCACGAAUAAUGGCACAGCGAAAACCGAAGCUUUCUGGGACAGCGGACACGAAAGAAUCGUCAUCUGGUAGUGUCAGUAUAGCCAACUCGGAUAAGUCCAAUGUGGGAGGAAAACAAGCUUUUGACCAUCUUAGGUUUAGUAGUGCUGCUGUCUCGUCUGACUCAACAGAAGUUGACGAUGAUGCCCAGCCAAGCAAGAAGUCGAAAAAGAAUCCCAGACAAAAGGACGCCGCCGCUAACCUAAUCGAUUGCAACUGUGAGAAAUUCGCUGACCCAGCCGAGAAUUCGAAGGAUACCACUGAGAAACAACGAAGACAGGAGUCGCUCAAUCUGAAGAAUAGUAAGAGCAAUAAUUAUAAAAGCUCGAUUGAAGAUAUCGAAGAAGGUGAGGCAUCAACGAUGUUAAACAAAAAUAAGAAAGAGGGAAACGAAGAAGCUAAACCAGAAAUUGUUGAGCUCGUAGACGAAGGUGUCUCACCAAAUUACGCCGCCUCUGACGAAGAUAAAGGAAAGCCCCACAGGGAUAAAAAGGAAAAAACAAAAAAGCGAAAACGAGUCGAGAAAGAGAGCAAUACUAGAAGAGCAGAGCUGAGCACUAUUGAAGAUGAAGACAUUGUUUGUCUCGAUAGUAUCCCUAAGAAAACAAAGCGGGACAAGUCCGACGAGUCUGCUGGAAGGACGAAGUAUGAGAGGGCUAAAGUGACUAGUGAAGAAGUGAAAUCUGAAAAAGAGCCGGUGAUGAUGGAAACUGAAAAUGAUCAUGACAGCUCUAUAAAACGCAAAAAGGACAAGAAAGUCAACGAGCAAAUAAACGCUGUUGACGAUGAGGCCCGCUUCGAAGAGUAUUCAGAUGAUGCUACGCGGCUCAAUAUCAAGCUGAGAGUUCUCAGAAAGAUUCGGGGACCAUCAUUGAAGGCUAGCAAAGCUAAAGCUAUUCGUGAACUUAACGAUGAGCAGAUCCAGGAAGUGUAUAGCUUGUGGUCGAAAGGUGACUAUGGAGAAUUCAUGCGAAAAGUGCAUGCUGGAGAACUACCUCGCUGGGUCGGUAUGGAAAAACAUCAAGUCGCUCGCAUGUCCUCCGGCGAAGGAAAGAUAAUCGACCUCGUCGAGUUACGCGAAAUUUUACGGAAACGAUUCAGCGGUUCGAAUCUUCAUGAGAUCUGGGGUUACACAAGUAUAGCUUAUGUUGCUCUUUAAAACUACUUAACACCAUAACGAGACUUGGUUAUUUGUAGGUGCGGUAUAACAGGUCCUGCUCACUUGGCAGAUAACCGUAUGACGACAACGAGUACUAUGUCACCCAAGAAUACCGUAUAUAUAAAGGUAUAUAUUUAUCUACAUAAAAUUUGUAUACUGGCUCUGGAUUGUCUCUUUUUCUUUUCACAAGCAUUUAGUGUCAUUGGUUGAAUAUGGUACUUAAUACAGUAGUUGAAGCCGGUGUUGUGGCACUUUACGGUACAUUCUGAUCUAUUCAGCGUAUACGUGUCAUUUAGUACGCUGUGGAAAGCACAAAUGUUGUACAGUACAACUUUUUAAGUUCGCCGGAGCUUUGUUAUGCAAGGGGAUACGAAUCGGUUGUUUCGGUUCGGGUCUCGAAAGGCUCUUUAUACGAGGAUAUUGAAAUAAGAGAGCGUUGUGCAAGAAUUGACAUAAUUAGGAAACAUUUUUUUUUAUAAGGAGAGAAUAUUUAUAUUUAUCUAGAAAUAAAUGUUCUUGGUAAAAUGUUCUAAAAGCUCGCGCUGAAAGUGUCAGCAUCACUCAAUUCUAACUCGUUAUUAUGCGAAUUUGGAGAAAAAGUGGGUCGGAAGUUCAUAAUAACGACAAAAAGAUUAGGAGUUGUAAUAAUACACCUAUAUUGCAAAUAAAGACAACUUAUUUACGAUA
Messenger RNA from Varroa destructor (honeybee mite), 5929 nucleotides. RefSeq lists its product as uncharacterized. Gene Ontology annotation, molecular function: telomerase inhibitor activity; nucleic acid binding. The record is from RefSeq and is a predicted model, not a curated record. NCBI's taxonomy places the organism in Eukaryota, Metazoa, Arthropoda, Arachnida, Mesostigmata, Varroidae. Gene Ontology annotation, cellular component: nucleolus.